AUGACCAUUCUUCUCUCAUAUUAGUUUUUCUAAAGUAAAGUAAAGUUCAGCUUUUUUGCCACAGCCAUUGCAUAAAUGAAUGAACCUAGUCUCAUAAAAGAUUAGCAUAAGAUUUUCUUGUCCAAACCAACAUAAACAUAAACCAUAAUGUCUCUUCUCAUAAACCUUAACAUAACUCUAUUAUUCGUUUCGUUAUGUUCAGUUGUAUCAGCAACUGAAUUUGUUUAUAACAGAAAUUUCAACUCAACAAACAUAAACAUUUAUGGAAAUGCCACAAUUCAAAACUCGAUUCUCACUCUCACAAACCAAACAUUCUUUUCAAUUGGUCGUGCUUUUUACCCUUACAAACUACCUACAAAACCGAAAAACUCAUCAACUUUUCAUUCAUUUGCAACCUCUUUCAUAUUUUCUAUUGCUCCUUGUAAUAAUUUUCCAGUUGCACAUGGUUUUGCUUUCAUUUUCUCACCUUCAAAGGUAAUAAAUGGUGCACUAUCAGGUAAUUAUCUCGGACUAUUUAACCGAUCGUCGUCAGGUAAUUCAUCUAACCAUGUUUUUGCUGUUGAGUUUGAUGAUUUUAGAAAUGAAGAGUUCAAUGAAAUGAAUGGUAAUCAUGUUGGUGUUGAUUUGAAUUCAAUGAUUUCUGAGUAUUCCGAACCGGCCGAGUUUUGGGGUGGAGAAAAUGGUGAAGAAUUAGAAAGUUUGAAACUUUCUAGUGGUGAAAAUUAUCAAGUUUGGAUUGAGUUUAUGAAUUCUCAAAUUAAUGUUACUAUGGCUCCUGCAGGAAUAAGAAAACCUCAAAAACCUCUGAUUAGUAAGCCAAUUAACAUUUCUAGGGUUUUUUUGGAUGAAAUGUAUGUUGGAUUUUCUGGAGCAACAGGUAGAAUGGUUGAUACUUGUAGAAUUUUGGCUUGGAGUUUUAGUCAUUCAAAUUUUUCAAUUGGUGAUGCUUUGAAUACUAAAGAUUUACCUGUGUAUAUGAAUCCAAAGAGAUCUUUAUAUAAAUCUAAGGGUUUUGUUAUAGGUGUUAUUUUUGGUUCAAUUUUAGUAUUUGGUUGUUUCACUUUGGCAUUUUUCAUUUUGUCAAGAAAAAGGAAGGAAGAUAAAGAUGAAAAGUUUGAAGAUUGGGAAUUGGAGUAUUGGCCACGUAAGAUUAGGUAUAAGGAGAUUUCUGAUGCAACAAGUGGAUUUUGUGAAGAGAAUGUGAUAGGGAUUGGAACAAGUGGGAAAGUAUACAAAGGAGUUUUGAAAGGAGUAGAAGUUGCAGUGAAAAAAAUCAAUCAUGAUAAUAAUACUCCGCAUGAUGGAAUAAAAGGCUUUCUAGCAGAGAUUUCAAGCUUAGGAAGAAUGAAACAUAGAAACUUGGUUGGUUUUAGAGGUUGGAGUAAAGGAAAAGGAGGGAAAUUGAUACUUGUUUAUGAUUACAUGGAGAAUGGAAGUUUAGACAGAAGAAUCUUUGAUUGUGAAGAGACCAAGUUGCUUAAUUGGGAAGAAAGAUUAAGAGUUAUAGAAAAUGUAGCUAGUGGAGUUUUAUAUCUACAUGAAGGUUGGGGAUUUGAGGUUUUGCAUAGAGACAUAAAAGCCAGUAAUGUGCUACUUGACAAAGAUAUGAAUGGAAGAAUAGGUGAUUUUGGUCUUGCAAGGUUGCAUCAUCAUCAUAAGGAACAAGAAGCAGAUGACACAACAAGAGUGAUAGGUACUUUAGGGUACAUGGCACCAGAACUUGUCAAACUUGGUAAACCAUCAACUUCAACUGACGUUUAUAGUUUUGGAAUAUUAGUUUUAGAAGUUGUAUGUGGUAGAAGACCAAUUGUAAUGGAUGAGCCACCAUUGGUUGAAUGGAUAUUUUCUCUUAUGGAGAAAGGUGAAUUGAGUUUUGCAGUUGAUGAACGUUUGAAGGGUCAAAAGGGGUGUAAAUAUAACACUUUUGAAGCUGAGAGAUUGCUUCAUUUGGGUUUGUUGUGCGCUAGUUUUGACCCUAGUGUUAGGCCAACAAUGAGACAGAUUGUGAAAGCUUUGGAGGGUGUAAAAUGCAGUGAGUGUAAUGAAGAGUGUGUUCACCAUGAGAGUCUUAUUAGAAAAAUAAACUCAGCAGCUUCUUGGAAUUCUACGAAUUCUGCUCAUGCAAAUUUUCCUACUCUUGAUGAAAUUGUACCAUUUAAAUCUUUUUAUGCAGAAUCUUUAAGUGCGUCUUAUCCCAGCUUAGAGCCAUUUACUGAUUCUCUCUCAGAAGGAAGGUAAGAAUUGAGAUUCAGCAAGUGAACCAUCUGGCAUUUUCCAAUGUUUGUACCACAUUCUGAGUAAGUAAGCUAGGUGGCAUUUCAUAAGCAGGAGUUCUUGGAUUAGAGUCCAAAAUCUCUAUUCGACUAACCACAUUUUUUUUUGUAACUUUUUCAUUACCACUUGAUCAUAAAUAUUUGGACUCUAAACAUUAUUUUUAUUAUUGUUGAACUUGUGACCACAUGUUUAAAAGACCUAAUUAUUUGUCUAUUGUGACACGCUUCAAGUAAUGCUAUAAAAGUUUUUGUUUAUUA
This is a messenger RNA of Cicer arietinum (chickpea), 2531 nucleotides long. RefSeq names its product probable L-type lectin-domain containing receptor kinase VII.2. Gene Ontology annotation, molecular function: protein kinase activity; carbohydrate binding; ATP binding. Gene Ontology annotation, biological process: protein phosphorylation. The record is from RefSeq and is a predicted model, not a curated record. Lineage: Eukaryota; Viridiplantae; Streptophyta; Magnoliopsida; Fabales; Fabaceae.